CCUGCUCUACGUCCUGUCAGAGCUGUGCAAUUUGAAUGACACAUUGGAUUUUGUUUAUGGAGAAUCCAUCAGCAAAAAUGCAUUUUAAUGCUUUUCAGAAUACUAUAUUUUUUUGUUACCUGAAACAUGACAGUUUCUUCAAGAGUGAUUGGGAGAAUUUUUAACUUGAUCUUUUGCACCACUACUGUUUUUUUUAGCCUAAACUUUUAAAACUUGUUUCUCUGAGGAUGGCUGUUACAGUAGCGUCUGAGCUGGCCCCGACUGUGGCUGUCAAAAUCUUCUCUGCUGGGACAGCUGCUUGUGUAGCUGAUUUGGUCACUUUUCCACUGGACACAGCUAAAGUCCGACUACAGAUUCAGGGCGAGUUUAAAUCCACAAAUGUGCAAAAGAAGUACAGAGGAGUUUUUGGCACCAUCUUCACCAUGGUGAAGACAGAAGGUCCCCGUAGCCUUUACAGUGGACUGGUGGCAGGACUUCACAGACAGAUGAGCUUUGCUUCUGUGCGCAUCGGCCUCUAUGAUUCAAUGAAGCAGUUUUACACCAGGGGAUCGGGAGGUUGCUUGCCAAAUAUAGCUCGAAAUUCCAUUGUGAAUUGCUCGGAACUGGUUACCUAUGACAUUAUCAAAGAACUAAUUUUGAAGUACAAGCUAAUGACAGACAACAUGCCAUGCCACUUCACAGCAGCCUUUGCAGCAGGAUUUUGCACAACCAUUGUGGCAUCACCGGUGGAUGUGGUGAAGACGCGUUACAUGAACUCAGUGCCAGGCCAGUACACUGGGGCCAUUAACUGUGCCCUCAUUAUGUUACUAAAGGAAGGGACCACAGCGUUCUACAAAGGAUUCAUGCCUUCAUUUCUUCGACUGGGAUCCUGGAAUAUAGUUAUGUUUGUAAGCUAUGAGCAAAUUAAGAGAGGUGUCUGCAGACUCAAGGAGUAUUGGAACUCUCCUAAAUGAUAUUUUCUUUAAACCUGAGGACUCCGUACUGGUCUAGGCAUGGUUUACCUCAUGUAUGGCAGUGCAAUUCAUUUCUUAAAGGGGCCAAAUGUCAAGCCUGUUAUCCUAAUUAUUGUGUGGAGUCUCAGAGUAGAGUCCCUCACUUUGCUAUGUUUGGGUGUUUGAGUUCUGACCUCAUGUAACUACCUAUGUAUGAUCAAGUUUACUCUCCUCAAGUGCAAUGCUGCUGAUUUUAUUUAAGUUGAAAGAAUAUAUGGUACAAGUGGGGAAAAUUGCUUAGUUUUCAAUAAAUAAUUUUUAUGACUAAAAACACUGUUAUAAAAGUAUGGUUCCUCAUGACUUAAUGUUGUCAACAUAUAUGUUCUGUUAAUAAGCUUUUUUGCCAUUUUAAAUGUAAGUAACUGCAUCAUUAAUGUUCUCAGAGGCUGACAUGGUUAAUUCAUGAUUUGAAAUGAUGGUUAUGAUGUAGCUCCGUGCAGCUCCUGAAACUCUAAUUAAACUGUAUAAACCACUAAUAUUAUUUAAUUCAUCCAUGCUUUGCUCAGUAGACCUGUGGCUUUCAGGUUCCUGUUAUAGUUGACAUCUUGAGGACCAUUUUAACCAUUCAAAAGAUGAGAUAUUUGAUUUUAAAAUAAUCAUCGUUCUGAAAUCCAUGGAUACACCUUAUUAUGACCAAAAGUCCUCCUUAAAUGGUGCAUUAAAUGAUUGCAUAUCGUCAUUACCUCCAUUAGACUGAUGGACACGUGUUGUCAACAUUUGUUUUGAGGACUUCACAUCAACUGAGUCGUGUCUCCGUUUCCGUCCGCUAGAUGGCGCUCACUACACGCGUGCCUGUGGGGCAUGAAUGCAGAUAAGAGCAAAUAAGGAAAU
This is a messenger RNA of Periophthalmus magnuspinnatus, 1823 nucleotides long. RefSeq names its product mitochondrial uncoupling protein 2-like. Gene Ontology annotation, molecular function: oxidative phosphorylation uncoupler activity. The transcript is spliced from 5 exons. Gene Ontology annotation, biological process: response to cold; mitochondrial transmembrane transport; adaptive thermogenesis. The record is from RefSeq and is a predicted model, not a curated record. Gene Ontology annotation, cellular component: mitochondrial membrane. Lineage: Eukaryota; Metazoa; Chordata; Actinopteri; Gobiiformes; Gobiidae. Bases 228 to 953 code for a protein of 241 amino acids.